This is a messenger RNA of Macrobrachium nipponense, 1296 nucleotides long. RefSeq lists its product as uncharacterized. NCBI's taxonomy places the organism in Eukaryota, Metazoa, Arthropoda, Malacostraca, Decapoda, Palaemonidae. The record is from RefSeq and is a predicted model, not a curated record. Gene Ontology annotation, molecular function: nucleic acid binding. The transcript has a single exon. Bases 1 to 1296 code for a protein of 431 amino acids.
AUGGCUGAAGCAAGGUAUAUACCUUGGGCUGAACAACAGCUUGGGCCUGGUCAUCCGCUGGACAGUCAGUCUAAGGGAAUCAUUUACAAUGUUUUUAAGUAUUUUAUACUGGAGUUGGAGAAACAGCAAGGUGUCCCGGUAACUCAUGUAAAUAAAGCAAUUCGUCGAACAUCUGAGGCAACUAAGACAAGUGCAACUACCAUUCGAAAAAUUUGCAAAGAAGCAGAAGAUGCUAUAAAGCAAAUUGGGGUGCCGAUAUUUCCAGGUAAGAGGAGGAAUGGGACAAAAACGGUUAACAAUAUCGACGACAUCGACAAGUGUCUAUUAAGGAGAACAAUACUUGAUUUUUAUGUACAGAGGGAAAUGCCCACUCUUGAUCAAAUUUUAGAGGUGUACAAACAGAAAACUGGUUAUAGUGGUUGUAGAGAAUCGUUAAGAAAUGUAAUGCUUGAAAUUGGGUUCCGUGGAGUUCUGAUCAACAAAAAAAAGUGUAUGAUUGAGAGAUGUGAAACUGUGUCUUUGAGAACCAAGUUUUUGCGACAGAUGCAGACAUUCAGAAACCAGGAAUUUCGUUCCGUCAUUUAUCUGGGCGAGACAGAAAUUAGACCGAAACCGCCAAACGGGUCUAGCAGGCUGGUUAUAUUGCAUGCAGGUUCAAGUAAUGGGUUUGUCCCCAAUGCAGAAUUGAUAAUUCAUGCACAAAAUGAAGACGAUUACCAAAGACAGAUGAAUGCCGCCGUGUUUACGAAGUGGUUUUGUGAACAACUCAUCCCGAAAAUUCCACCGUCUUCUAUUAUAGUGAUGAGCAAUAAUAUGUCUUGUCAGUCGGCUUCCAUUGAGAAACUACCAACAGAGGCUUGUAAAAAGCAAGUCAUCUGGGAAUGGCUAACAGUGAGGGGUGUCAAUCCUGGAAAGGAGUCACUGAAAGGUGAACUUUUAGACUUGGUCAAGCAGCACAAGCGAGAUUUCGCAAAUGUUUGCGUUGCUCAUGAAAUUGCAGCAUACUGUGGUCACCAAGCCAUUCGAAUUCCACCGCAUCAUAAUGAUUACAAUGCCAUCGAACUUUUAUGGAGGUAUAUCAAGACUACUGUAGCGAUGAAAGGACCACUAGAAAUGGAAGAAUUGCAGCAUGUUCUAAAGGAAGUUCUUAGUACAUUCACACAAAAAGUGUGGGCCGAAUCAGUUUGGUGCGUAGAGCAAUUGAGAACAGCCGAUAUGGAAAGAGAUAUUGCAGCCGACAAAUUCAUGGAUUCUAUUACUAUAUUCCAGCUGGAGUCUGACGAAGAUUCCGAGUAG